This is a messenger RNA of Didymosphaeria variabile, 1878 nucleotides long. RefSeq lists its product as uncharacterized. Bases 1 to 1878 code for a protein of 625 amino acids. The record is from RefSeq and is a predicted model, not a curated record. Gene Ontology annotation, molecular function: beta-glucosidase activity. Gene Ontology annotation, biological process: carbohydrate metabolic process. The transcript has a single exon. Lineage: Eukaryota; Fungi; Ascomycota; Dothideomycetes; Pleosporales; Didymosphaeriaceae.
AUGAAGCUUCGUGUACUGCUCUGUAGCGGUGCUGUAUCACUUGCCCAGCAAGUGUAUAUUCCAGUGGAUGGACCACCGUCGCUUCCGCAAUGCACUCGAAACGGAUCGUAUGCUACGGCCAUUCCGUCGCACUCGUUCCGCGAGUUCAGCUUCACACAGACAGAGACGGUGAAGAUGGCGACUUCAAGACCUGCGCCGACAACUACGACCACAUUUGCACCAAACUACUCUCGAUUGAGCAGCCUGGUACCAAACCUUACGACUACGCAAUGGGGCAAUUGGGACCCAGCUUCCAAUGCUACUCCCACGGAUACUGGAGUGCCUUACGGUAAUGCUUCAUGGACCGCACUGUGGACCGCAAUACCGUGGGUCAAUUUUACACGAGGAAUUUACUCGACAACCGUGGAGCCAACGCCGGUCUCUACAAGCGAGCUCGUUCUUCCUCCGCCGGAGCCGUUCGUUCCUCAAACCUGCUAUACUUUUCCAAAGGAUUUUUUACUGGGCGUAGCUGCGUCCGCGGUCCAAGUUGAAGGAGCGGUCGCCGAUGAGGGAAGGACGCCCGUGCACAUGGAUGCUAUUAGUCUCCUAUCACCAGGAGCGGCCAACGAUUUUGUCGCCAAUGAGAACUACUAUCUCUAUAAGCAAGACAUUGAACGCAUUGCGUCAAUGGGAAUAGGCUAUUACCGCUUCUCUAUCCCGUGGAGUCGAAUCCUGCCUUUCGUCCUUCCGGGCACUCCAGUCAAUCAGCAAAGCCUGGCACAUUAUGACGAUCUGAUCUCCUACGUACUUGAGAAGGGAAUGCUUCCAGCCAUCGUGCUACACCACACCGACACACCGCUCGAAUUCUAUCCCAAUAUCAGCGACAUCGGCAUUGCGCCAGGCACUGGAGGCGUUGGUUACACGGAUUCUGGUUUCCAACGUAGCUACCAAAACGUGUCCUUUGAAGAAGCAUUCGUCAAUUAUGGCAAGAUCGUGAUGACGCACUUUGCGGACCGUGUGCCCAUUUGGUGGACUUUCAACGAGCCUCUACUUGGUUCCAGGAAUGGCCACUCUGUAAACGCCGUCAUCAAAGCACACGCGCGCCUCUAUCACUUCUACCGCGAGGAGAUUCAAGGGACAGGAAGGAUUUCGCUGACACUUAAUGAUAAUUUCGGUGUCCCACGCAACCCAUCCGAUCCUGCGGACGUCAAUGCGGCAAACCACUUCAACGACUUCCAGCUUGCCACGUUUGCAAAUCCCAUCUUUCUCGGCCAAGACUACCCCGACGCGUUCAAGGACACUAUAUCAGACUACGUCCCGCUCACACCUGAAGACCUCGCUUACCUCAAUGGCACAGCAGACUUCUUCUCCAUCCAACCCUACACAGCCACAGUCGUAUCUCCACCGCCGAAUGACACAAUCGCCGCGUGCGCAGCAAACAUGUCGCACCCCUUGCGUCCCUACUGCGUCACGCAGUCGACCACUACGACCACCGGCUGGAACAUCGGCUACAGGUCCUGGUCAUACGUCUACAUCACCCCCACCUACUUUCGCACGUUUCUCAACUACCUAUGGAACACAUUUCGCCACCCCAUUGCCGUCACAGAAUUCGGGUUCCCUAUCUUCGCCGAAGCAGAGAGAGAGCAGGCCGACCAAGAGUUUGAUAGUCCACGGACUUGGUACUACCAGUCAUAUUUGAAUGAAGGGCUAAAAGCGCUGUGGGAAGAUGGCGUCGACUGGAUUGGAGCUUUCGCGUGGAGCUGGGCAGACAACUGGGAAUUUGGGGACUACAAUGCUCAAUUUGGGAUUCAGACUGUAAAUCGGACGACGCAGGAGAGGAGGUACAAGAAGAGUUUUUUUGAGUAUGUAGAUUUUGUGGAGAGUAGGAGACAGACGUGA